GUAAUGGGCCUAAAGCAAUCCUAUCACUCUUCUUGGGACAUUACAACUACAAUACCUUCGUCGGAGAUUUUCGAGAGCGUUAGAGAGAGAGAGAGAGAUGGCUGAAACAGCGAGAAGACAAGGUGGUGGUAGGCCGUUGCCGCCGCCUCCGAGAGGCGUUAAUCAACAACCUCCUCGCCCUAAAACCGAACCUGUCGAUCGCGAGAAGACAUGUCCCCUGCUUCUUCGUGUGUUCACCAAGCAGACGGGUGGUCAUCAUACGAAGGAAGAUUAUGCUGUGAGAGGCAAAGAGCCUAAGGAUGAAGUUCAAAUCUACACUUGGAAAGAUGCUAAUCUUCGCGAGUUAACAGAUUUGGUCAAAGAAGUGUCUGUAGCAGCUAGGAGAAGAGAUGCAAGGUUGUCUUUUGCGUUUGUUUAUCCAGACAAGAAUGGCCGCUUUAUUGUCAGACAGGUUGGUCAGACGAUGUCUUAUCCAAACCGAAAGCAACCAGACGACAGUAAAACACUCGCUGACCUUCAUUUCGAGAUUGGUGAUUAUCUGGAUGUGGCUAUCUACUGAGAGUUGGUUUCUGUUUCUCGUCAAUUGAGCUUUAGGUGUGUGUGCACAAGUGAAAGAACGCAUUCAUGGUUGUUUCCGUUUCAAAACUUUGUUUAGACACAUAUGUUUAUGUAUCUUUGGAUCUGGUCUUGUGCACUAUUGAUUUAGUAAAACAUGUUCUACUUUUUGAUUAA
Molecule: messenger RNA, 732 nt
Organism: Brassica rapa (field mustard)
Lineage: Eukaryota; Viridiplantae; Streptophyta; Magnoliopsida; Brassicales; Brassicaceae
Product: histone deacetylase complex subunit SAP18
Biological process (GO): negative regulation of DNA-templated transcription
Cellular component (GO): nucleus
Molecular function (GO): transcription corepressor activity; transcription factor binding
Source: RefSeq, a predicted model, not a curated record